GGUGGUUAUGUUGUCAUUGUUGUUGUUAUUGGUGUCUUCAUGGUAGUUAGAAGAGUAGGUAGGACUGUGAGAGUAAUAUCUUAGAACAAUCAGCCUACUGAAAUAACCUGAAUCACUACGUCUACUAAUAUAUAUAUAUAUAUAUAUAUCAUAUAAUAUAAUGUAAUAUUUAGCUACCUGUGUUAUGGUUAUCUUGUCUGGUAGCAUGUUGGAUUAAAUUCAGCUGUUGGAUAUCUCCUUUACAUUGUAUUGUUAUCAACAGAGGAAUAACUGAAGGAAUAUAUAUAUAUAUGUAUUUAUCCUCUCAAACAUACAGAUAAAUACAUCCACGAGUGCACACAUAUAGAUUGAUAGAUAUAUAUAUACUUACACACAGACACAAGCUCACACACGCAGACACACAUUUACAUAUCUGUGUCUGUGACUGUGUGUGUGUGUAUGUAUGAGUUUAUGUUUCUACCAUGUGUAAGCAUCUAGAUAUGUAGAACUGAAAUUUCAAGUCUAGAGAAUAGAGUAAAAAAAAAAAAAAAUACUCCAAAAACAAGUUGAUAGAUACACACACACACACACACACACACACACACACAUGUACAUAAUGGCGAGUAAUGGUGUCCACAUAUUUACAUACUUUAAUUUAGUUCUCAAACCUUCAACCUCAAUCAAUGGAUUUUUUUCUUCAACUACUGUUACACUACUACAGCUACUGUGAAGAUGGACUUCUCUACCAUCAAAUUUAUCAGACGACCCAUGACGCAUCACACUCAAUUCACAUGAAAUAUUCAUCCGCCGACAUUGACCAUAUACCAUGAUAUGAUAUAAACCACAGAGAAAUUAGAGAAGUUCCGGAAUAAUUGUACGAAAUCUACAAUGAACCGUCUGAGAAAAGAUUUAAAGGUAGCGAGUAUAUUAUCUGCUCCGGAGGAACAUCGAUGGAGCGCUCAGACAUACACUUUGCAAGAACUAGUUUCAAAGUUUACUUUACCACGUGUGGUAAUAUGCGCUGCUGAAUCUUGCUAUCUCAAUGAAAUGGAAUUUGAGUUCGAUCUGAAGCAGCCGCUAUUGAUUUUUAAUUUUCGUGAAAUACGAAAGCUUCAGACGAAGUGUUUGGAAUAUAAUGAAUCGGAGGAAAGUUAUACAGAGAAUGGACCUGACGUGAUAAUUCCAGAGGAUUAUGACGGAUGGUUCUACUGUCCAGAUUGCGAUGAAGACUGUCCGCCACCCUACUACGAAGACGCUCAGGCAGUGUCCGACGCAAGAGCCAAAGCUGUGAUCACCAUGAAGGAAACAUUGGCCAUACACCAGCCAGAGAGUUCAAUACAGAGUGGAAAAGAUUUUUACGAAGAACGACCAGUUGAACCCGGUCGAGUGUUGCGAGUGUUGAAUUCCGAUGUGGUGAAAGGGAAACACUUGAAACAGCUGAAACAAUAUCAGAAUAAAACAAGAUUUUUGAAAUGCUUCAGUGAAAGUAAAGAUAUCCUCCUGAUUCCGUUUUCAUCCAACACUGGCUUUUGUGAGCUUCCUCUUGAUGGCCCAGACAGUAAAAAAUAUUUAACGAUGAAGAAUAUAAUUGAACGUGAAGACUUUCCAUUCCGAUUAAAUUUAGUAUGUGGUAAUCUACCGCCAAUUCUUGAUACUUUUGUCGGAGUAGUUACGGCUAAAAGGGUAAUCAAAGAAUGCACAGUAUUAGCUUCUACCCUGAGUAGUAGCGAUCCAUUAUUGUUAGAAUUAAAACUUGAUUCCCCUGUACGUUUUUCUCUAGCUUUGAAUAAUCUAGACCUUCAACAGCGCGAUGACUACUUAGAAGCCCUUCACGUUUGCAAUAGCGAAGGAGAAAGCUAUCUGCAGAAUAUGAAAGUUGCAUUUCAAGUUUACCCAGAUGUUUCAAAUUUAAGCGAAGACAACAAAGAUUGUGAAGAGAACUCCAGCAUCACCAGAACUGAUUCUAUUGGGUUAUUUUCUGAAAUAUCAGACGAGUUCUCCGUUGAAAACUGGGAACAGGACAAAAAAGACAAUUCCCUACCGAGCAAUUUAGCUACAGAAAAAGAGUUAAAAUCUGCACCGCACAGUGAAACAUUCGUUUGACUUAGCAAAUUGUCUAAUUGGUAUUUAAUUCACUAUCAGUAUUAUCAAUCUAUUUGAUAAGUUGGUUAAUUAAUUUAUACAUGUAAUUGAUAUUGAUCAGGUCAUCAAAUAUCUAAAUAACUAACCUUUUAUUCACCAACUGGUUACAUAGUACACACACACACACACACACACACACAUACACACACACACACACACACACACACACAUAUAUUGCUCAUAUAAUACUGUGAACAUUUAGUUUUGGAUACUAAUAAAAAUUUAUUAUGGUUUAAAGAAAACUAAUGAACCACAUCUUCAACUAUUCAAAAAAAGAUUCGUAUUAAUACAUAUUAAAAAAAAUUUCUUGUAUCUUACACAAACCUUAAAGUUUCAUUUUUGUUAUGGUCCUAGGUUAUGCUUCACUGAGCAAACCAAUGACCAAAAGGUAUUCCAUCCCUGACCGUUCCAAUUUUUGAAUACAUUAUUCAAUAUAUCUUUUUUUUAAAAGAGAUGUGAGGAUGUGAUUUGAAUGAAAUUUGGCGGUAAUUUUUAGCAAGUUCUACAACAGAUGAUUUUUUUACGAUUUUUUUUACUCUUCGUUGUUAUUGUAAUUAGGUCAGCUCUGAUUGAGCAAAUCAAAGACGUUCCAGAUGUGAUCACCCUAACUUUUAUUAACACAUGUUGUAUUCAAUAUUAUCUAAAUGUGUCCUUUUCUCUAUAAUACGGUAGGGUUUGAUUCUAGGGAGAUUUGGCUGAUAUUUUUAACCUGUCCGGCGAUUACAAUAACAAACAUUUCGUCGGUUGAUUUCUGAUACUUGUUCGUCUCCGACAAAUAGAUGAAAGCCACUUCACACCAUUUAAGCUGGUUGUGAUCGAACAGACCCUUGAUGGAAGGCGUUCUAAUCAUUUCCAUCCUGAUGUUUUUUGUAUCGCACGGACUAUUUAUGUGUGUGCGUAACUUUGAUGUCAAUCCUGAUCCAGCAGACUGAAGACGUUCCAGUCAUGACGACCCGCACCUCACCUCAACAAUUAAAAAAAAAUGUUUUGUAUUAUACGUAGUGUAUCUCAGAUUACACGUUCCAACGUAUCUUUUCUUGUUAUUGCUGUGGUUUAACUUCCGGCUCAACUCAAUCAAAGAAACUUAUAUAAUCAAAACCAGAGACAUUCUUACUGUAGAAUGUUCAAGGGUGAUGCUAAAAAGAAUUGGCUGCUAUUUCUACCAUGUCGAGCGACAAGAUUAAUUGACACUCCAUAAGCUGGUUUUGACACUCGUUGUUCAAAAGGAUGAAAGUCAUUUCGCGACAUUUACAUUCUGAUGUUGGUACUAGCAGCUUGUUCUGUGUGUGCGUAUUUCGUUGUACAUGGAAUACAUUGAUAAAUUGAAGUGGUGUCCCGCACAAAAUUUUAUUAAAGGUUAAGUCCAUUGCUUUCAAAACCGCUAUCGAAGAUUAUUAAACAUUAGUUAUAUGCAGUGAAUGGUAGCAAGUGGUUUGAUUGGACACCAGUUUCGAUGAAGCAUUUCGAACUGAUGUGAUUGUCUGCCUGGUUUUGCUCUGCAUAUCACCAUACCAAAAGAUGGGAAGUCUAAACGGAAAAAUCUCAUAUAUAUUUACACAUAAUCAUCUGCCCACACACAUAUUUAUGAGUCUCUCCUCUUUCUAUGUAUAUAAUUAUUUCAAUAAAAAUACGAUUUGUUGUUGCUUAACGUCAGACUAAACGGUGAAGACAUAUUUACAUAUUGAAUCAAAGGAGAACGUGAUCGUAUAUACAAAAAUGAAGUGUUAUCGGGAAACGUGAAUUUGUAGCCCAGCGAGUUCUCACGCUUUAAUUUCUCUUUUCUCUCUUUUCCUGAUACAUACAU
Octopus sinensis (East Asian common octopus) is the source of this 3925-nucleotide messenger RNA. RefSeq lists its product as uncharacterized. The coding region runs from base 868 to 2082 and encodes 404 amino acids. NCBI's taxonomy places the organism in Eukaryota, Metazoa, Mollusca, Cephalopoda, Octopoda, Octopodidae. The transcript is spliced from 4 exons. The record is from RefSeq and is a predicted model, not a curated record.